Lotus japonicus is the source of this 623-nucleotide messenger RNA. RefSeq lists its product as uncharacterized. The transcript has 2 exons. The coding region runs from base 33 to 503 and encodes 156 amino acids. NCBI's taxonomy places the organism in Eukaryota, Viridiplantae, Streptophyta, Magnoliopsida, Fabales, Fabaceae. The record is from RefSeq and is a predicted model, not a curated record.
UCUCAACCGCCGCAACAGCCACUUUCCGAUCGAUGUGUUCGCUUCACCUCCGUCUCUCCAAGGUCACAUCCCUCGCGCUCCCUUCGGAGUCCGACCCUAAAGUUGACAAGGAAUUAGAAGAGAAGAGUGGUGGUGUCAUUCACGCUGUUGUUUCAUAUCUCAGAAAAGUGUUGGUUUUCACUCUCAGCUACAUUUUGGCGCCCUUGAUCGACCCUAUCAAUCUCCGUUUCUAUUUGAAUCCCAAUGGCAAUCUCUAUUCUCAAUGGGAAGCCAGAUUACUUUUCCAUAGCUGGUGCAAGGAAUAUAGCAAAACAUACCCUACAAAAGAUGAGAAACUCUACAGGUUCGACAUCUUCAACCAAACUCUUGAACGGACCACCCGCCGCACCCUGACCACGUCAAAUUCCUCAUCCGGCACCAACGGUUUCGCUGAUCGAACCGCUGAAGAAUUGGAUUACCUUUUACCUUCAGGCGGUUAUGCCGAUUCUUCUGAUAGUGAUUAAGAAUUCUAUCUGUUAAUACAUAUCAGAAACUUUUUAAAAGGCUGCGCAAAAGAAACCUGGCUUUACCUUGAUGAAAUGGAUUGCCUUUGAUCACGUUUGGGUUUAUUGUUAGUAGUUCUU